CCGAAGUCAGUGUACUCUCGCUUCAAAACCUUUCAGCAGCGCGCCUUGACCGCAACUGCCGUAUUCUGCGGCUUUCUCGCGCAAGUUUCGAGAACCACUGUGCUGGCCGCUGGUCCAGAAAUUGUCGCAACCCAUCACACAACGGCGAAUGUAAUCAGCAUCAGCAAUACGGUCUUCCUUACAUUCACGGGCCUAUCGGCGUUCAUAUGGAGGGGCCUUGGGCUGACAUUUUCGGCCGUCGCUCUGUCUGUGGUACCUCCACAAGUACAACUGGGUACGUCUGACUACAUGUCUUCCUUACAGCAUCGUACUAUUUCUUGUUUUUACAAUUGGAACGGCUUUGGCGCCUUGACCAGAGCUAUUCUUCCUCUUCAGAGCUUUCAAUGCAUGUUAGGGGACCUCAAUGCUCAUCCUCGGGUCUACUUAUGCAGCAUCAACGAAAAGAUUCUGAAUUGA
Colletotrichum orchidophilum is the source of this 456-nucleotide messenger RNA. RefSeq lists its product as uncharacterized. The annotation marks the transcript as partial. The record is from RefSeq and is a predicted model, not a curated record. The transcript has 2 exons. Lineage: Eukaryota; Fungi; Ascomycota; Sordariomycetes; Glomerellales; Glomerellaceae.